This is a messenger RNA of Nematocida ausubeli, 378 nucleotides long. RefSeq lists its product as uncharacterized. The transcript has a single exon. The record is from RefSeq and is a predicted model, not a curated record. The coding region runs from base 1 to 378 and encodes 125 amino acids. Lineage: Eukaryota; Fungi; Microsporidia.
AUGAAAGAAUCGCAAGACAAACUCCUAGAAGAGAGCUGUGAAAACACCGAUGCAUUGAGGAAAGAGCUGCUUCCCCAGGAAGAAAGCGAGACUGCAGACUCUGUUACUGUGUAUACUAACAAAGAGGGCGAGCGUGUUGUGCGAAUUGUGAAUCUUAUACAAACAAUGGAGUGCACUCCCGAGAAGGUUGAAACAGUGGUUUCCGUGCGCACUCUUCCCACCCUGGAGAAGCCCAUUGAUGUAGAUGCUUAUGCAAAUCUGUGCAUAUUCUGUGAUCAUCCUGUUGAUGCAGAUGUGUCGAUUCUUCUCUGUGCAAAGUGCCUUCUUCUAGAGCCCCCAAGAAACACAGACUCAUGUCCAAACUAUAGUUUUAUUUAG